AUGGCGACAACAGGUCUAGCAUCCUCGUCAACCGGAAAGUUCGACUCUGUGACCGCUCCAAAAGCAUCGUCCUUACCCGAUGACAUAGUCAGACAGCUUCUCGUCAACCUCGAUGACAAGAUCAAAAAUCUCAAGAACGACAAAGAUUUUGAUCUUGAAGGUAUCCUCGCCUAUCAAAGAGCUGCAAACUACUUGUCCGCUGCGCAGAUCUUCCUCCGAGACAAUGGACUUCUGACUAGAGAUCUUAAAACAGAGGAUGUGAAGAAACGUCUCCUAGGUCAUUGGGGAACCUGCCCUGGGCUCAACUUCGCUUACGCUCACACUAACAAUCUCAUAACACAACAUGAAACCGACGAGAACGCACCUUAUUUCAUGUUCUUGACUGGUCCAGGCCAUGGUGCUCCCGCUCUUCUCUCCACGUUAUUCAUGGAAGGCGCCAUUACUCGAUUCUAUCCAGAAUACCCCAUGUCCAGAGAAGGCCUUGAAAGUUUCAUAAGAGCUUUCUCACUUCCUGGAGGCUUUCCAAGUCAUGUCAACGCUGAGACUCCUGGUGCCAUUCACGAAGGUGGUGAGCUCGGGUAUUGUUUAGCUGUCGCAUACGGAAGUGUGAUGGAUAAACCCGAUCACAUAACUGUCGCUGUCAUCGGAGAUGGAGAAAGUGAGACUGGACCUACUGCAACAGCUUGGCACGCACACAAGUACCUUGAUCCCGCAGAGAGCGGUGCUGUCAUUCCCAUCCUCAAUGCUAAUGGAUUCAAGGUCGCUUGCUUGUUCACUGGAUAUGGAUAUCAAGUACGAAUAGUCGAGUACCAGGGAGCUUCUUCCGACCGGGAGCACGACGUUUCCAUCAACUACGACAUGGCUGUUUCAAUGGAAUGGGCUUACCAAGAAAUCAGGAAGAUCCAGACAGCAGCGAGAUCAGGAAAGCCCAUCACCAAGCCCCGAUGGCCCUUGAUCUUCAUGAGAACACCUAAAGGAUGGACCGGACCUCGAAAAUCCGAGGGAAAUCCUAUCGAAGGGAGUUGGCGAUCACAUCAAGUACCCUUGCCCAAGGCGGCUACAGACGAUAAGGAAUUUGGACUACUGCAAGACUGGCUCAAAUCGUACGGACCUCAGGACCUGUUCCACACAGAUGUCACCUCUGGUGCAUCGAAAGCUCACAACUCUGUCAACAAAGCAUCGGGAAUCAUUGAUGAUGUUGCCCUCCGGAUCGUUCCAAAAGAUCAGCAAAGACGUAUGGGAAUGGUUGACGCUACUUACCGGGGGUUCACACCGUUGGAAGUUCCGGAUUGGAAAGACUACACUCACGAGCUUGGCGAGCCAGUAUCCAACAUGAAAGCUGUCGGUGCAUAUGUAGCGGAGAUCAUCAAACGGAAUCCAACAAGCUUCCGAAUUUUCUCACCUGAUGAAAUCACCAGUAACAAACUAGACGAUGCUCUGCAAGUUAGUCACCGAAACUUCCAAUGGGAUCCCGAGACCGCCAAUAAUGGUGGAAGGGUCAUUGAGAUGCUCUCUGAGCACACCCUUCAAGGCUGGAUGCAGGGCUACACCCUCACCGGUAGACACGCUUUAUUCCCUUCUUACGAGAGUUUCCUGGGUAUUGUUCAGACCAUGAUUGAGCAAUACGCCAAAUUUGUGAAAAUGGCACUCGAAACCAAGUGGCGAGGAGAUACUGCUGGUAUGACUUACAUCGAAACGAGCACUCUCUGGCGCCAAGAGCACAACGGGUACUCCCAUCAGAACCCUGGCCUUAUCGGCUCAUUCAUCGCACUUCCUCGACACCUUGCAAGAAUCUACUUGCCAGCCGAUGCCAAUUGUAGCGCCGAAAGACAUUGCAUCGCCGGCGCUUCAGUAUGGACCAACUACUCGUCAGACGGUGGACGUGACCCUGACGUAGUACUCGUCGGUUGUGGUGUCGAGGUCACUUUCGAGGUCAUCGCUGCCGCUGCCAUUUUAAGAAAUGUUGGCGUCAAAGUCCGGGUAGUCAACGUCAACGAUCUGUUAAUCCUUGGUGCUAUGGGAGUUCACCCGCACGCUCUCUCUCCCGACGCGUUUGACAGUCUCUUCACUGCGGACAAACCUGUCAUCAUGAAUUUCCAUGGAUAUCCUAAAGAUUUGGCUAGUCUGUUGUUCAGCAGAAAUGCCCAUGUCGGCAGGUCGAGAUUCGAUAUUCUUGGUUAUGUCGAAGAAGGAACAACUACUACCCCUUGGUCGAUGUUACGACUGAACAGUACUUCCCGAUUUACUCUUGCGGGCAUCGCCGUUCAACGUGUAUCUAGAGAUAGUCCAAAUCACCGGGUCGCGAUCAAAACGCACGAGCUUCAAAGCUAUUGGCAACACCAGCUCGUACUGCAUGACCGAUUCACUAAAGAACAUGGAGAAGAUCCAGAAUGGUGCGGAGAAAUCCCAGAGCUCGACGAGAAUGCAGCUUAG
This is a messenger RNA of Kwoniella shivajii, 2433 nucleotides long. RefSeq lists its product as uncharacterized. NCBI's taxonomy places the organism in Eukaryota, Fungi, Basidiomycota, Tremellomycetes, Tremellales, Cryptococcaceae. Gene Ontology annotation, biological process: carbohydrate metabolic process. The record is from RefSeq and is a predicted model, not a curated record. Gene Ontology annotation, molecular function: aldehyde-lyase activity. The transcript has 15 exons. Bases 1 to 2433 code for a protein of 810 amino acids.